GGUGGCCGACCUAUUGCGGCCCUUUUUUCUUUUGGUGACCGCUUGAGUAGCAACCAGUCGAGUGGACUGGACGCGCAUUGUGAAGUCGUAGUCGUACCGGCAGCGACAUAACCCGCCAUCUUGUCGUUGAUCCCGCUUUAUGAUUCCCGCUAUUCUUAUAACCCCGCUAUUGUUGUACCCGCUAUUAUUAUAACCCCGCUGUUGUUGUAUCCGCUAUUGUUCUAACCCGCCAUUGUUGUACCUGCUACCGCUAUAACCCGCGUCAGGGCAUAACCCUAUUUCGCGCACCCCCUGCCGAGUGCUUUCUCCAGGAGCACCCCAGCCAUUACCUCCAAGCCAAGAUCACUCAGAACGCACAGCUCGGAAAGUCCAACUCAUCUCACUCUGACGGAAAUUAUAGUGUUAUUAAAAAAGGAAGUGGAAAAAUAAUUGUAAGCACCAACGAUUUAUAUGACGCCGUAAAAACGGCCCACCAAUCUACAGGUCAUGGAGGGUCACAUUGAAAGAGUUAAAUGAAAAGUUUGCCAACAUUUCUCAAGAAAUUGUGUCUCUCUUCAUUGAAGGGUGCGACAGUUGUCAAAUGAAGAGAAACAAAACCAGAAAAGGACUUGUAGUAAGACCUAUAACGUCCCAUACUUUUAAUUCUCGAUGUCAAGUCGACCUCAUAGAUCUACAGACACGUCCUGAUGGAUGUUACGAAUUUAUAUUUGUUUACCAAGACCAUUUAACGAAAUUUGUUCGCCUACGACCACUGAAAACAAAAACGGCCAAAGAAGUUGCUUACAAUUUAAUUGAUGUGUUCACAGAUUUAGGUAGUCAAUGUAUUUUACAAAGUGACAAUGGAAGAGAAUUUGCUAAUCAGAUUAUCGAAGAAUUGGUGACAAUGUGGCCUGAAUGUCACAUUGUUCAUGGUAAACCAAGACAUUCACAGUCACAAGGGUCAGUAGAACGGGCAAACCAGGAUAUAGAAAAUAAACUAGCCUCAUGGAUGAAAGACAAUAAUACGACCAAGUGGAGCGAGGGACUUCGGUUUAUUCAAUUUUCUAAAAAUCGAUGUUAUCACUCAGGCAUUGGACGAAGCCCUUAAGAAGCUUUAUUUGGAAUAUCUUGUAGAGACGGAUUAAAUAAGCUUCCUAUUUCUGCAGACAGGAUAAGAAAUUUAAGAACCGAAGAGGAUUUAGAGGCUUUAUUGAGUAAUACACAAACAAGUACAAUAGAAGAAGUUGAAAAAGAAACUGAGGCAGUAGUAGUAGAGAUAGAAGAAGUUGAAAAAGAAAUUGAAGCAGUAGUAGUAGAGGUCGAAGAAGUUGAAAGAACUGCUGAAGGAGAAAUGGUUGUCGAGAUGAUUACCUGUUAGUUCAUUUAAAUUACUAUUUUUUGUCAAAUAUAGGGAUGAAUAGCCAAAUUUUUAUUAGCAUUUAACCAUCUAUCUACAUGAUAUUUCUAAUAUACUUACAAUUAAAAUUUAAUACAUUUA
Zophobas morio is the source of this 1477-nucleotide messenger RNA. Its product is annotated as KRAB-A domain-containing protein 2-like. Lineage: Eukaryota; Metazoa; Arthropoda; Insecta; Coleoptera; Tenebrionidae. The transcript has 4 exons. The record is from RefSeq and is a predicted model, not a curated record. Gene Ontology annotation, biological process: DNA integration. Gene Ontology annotation, molecular function: nucleic acid binding. The coding region runs from base 581 to 1087 and encodes 168 amino acids.